AGGAAUAGUGAAGAUGGCUUCCCAAGUGUGUCAGAACUACCACAAGGACUGUGAGGCUGCUGUUAACAAGCAGAUCAACCUGGAGCUCUAUUCCUCCUAUGUUUAUCUCUCCAUGUUCUCUUACUUUGACCGGGAUGACGUUGCCCUGCAUCACUUUGCUGAGUUCUUCAAGGAGCAGUCCCAUGAGGAACGGGAACACGCUGAGAGACUGAUGGCAUUCCAGAAUAAACGUGGCGGUCGAGUCCUCCUGCAGGACAUCAAGAAGCCAGAGCAGGAUGAGUGGGGCAAUGGUCUGGAGGCAAUGCAGAAAGCUCUGCAGAUGGAGAAGGAUGUGAACCAGAGUCUGCUGGAUCUGCACAAACUAGCCUCUGGCCACACGGACCCUCAUCUGUGUGACUUCCUGGAGAGGCACUACCUGGAUGAGCAAGUGAAGAUGAUCAAGAAGCUGGGAGAUCACAUCACCAACCUGAAGAGACUGGGAGCCCCUGACAAUGGCAUGGGAGAGUACCUGCUUGACAAGCUCACACUCAGCUGA
Molecule: messenger RNA, 535 nt
Organism: Stegostoma tigrinum
Lineage: Eukaryota; Metazoa; Chordata; Chondrichthyes; Orectolobiformes; Stegostomatidae
Product: ferritin, heavy subunit-like
Exons: 4
Coding region: 14-535 (173 amino acids)
Biological process (GO): iron ion transport; intracellular iron ion homeostasis
Cellular component (GO): cytoplasm
Molecular function (GO): ferric iron binding; ferrous iron binding
Source: RefSeq, a predicted model, not a curated record